GUCUUCACUCUUGAGGUCACUGACUUUGAUUCUCUGGACACGCCGGGAAUAAGUGGGCUACCAAUCUCGGAAUAUGAGUUUGCAAGUAUGCCCAAACUGACUCGGAAUAAAUAUUCAUCUCUCCCAGCUCUCAUAGGCAAUUUUAUCUUCCAUCUCCCAUCCUUCUGAGAUUUUUCUCAGCCAAGUACCAGCAAUGAAGAUGAUGGAGCAAUAUAGCUCAAUCCCAUAUUUCCUUACAUUUUUUUCUGUCACAAUUUUUCUCUACAAAUGGUUAACAAGAAAAACAGCCUCAGAAAAUCUUCCACCUUGUCCACCAAAACUUCCUAUAAUAGGAAACCUUCAUCAAAUUGGUCCAGUCCUGCACAUUUCACUGCGAUCCUUGGCUCAAAAAUGUGGUCCAUUGAUGCUACUUAACUUCGGAAGGGUGCCUUUUCUGGUUGUUUCUUCAGCUGAUGCAGCUCGAGAGAUCAUGAAAACCCAUGAUCUGGCUUUCUCAGACAGACCUACUUCAAGCGUGUCCAGAAGAAUUUUCUAUAAUGGUAGAGACGUGGGAUUUUCGUGUUAUAGUGAGUAUUGGAGACAGGUAAAGAGUACAUGUGUUACUCAGCUCCUGAGUAGGAAAAGAGUUCAUUUAUUUCAGAAUGUCAGAGACGAAGAAAUAGCCAUUAUGAUCCAAAAUGUCAGAGAUUCUCACUCAGAAAUAGUAAAUUUAAGCGAAUUAUUUUUUGGACUAACGGAUAAUGUAGUGUGCAGGGCUGCGCUAGGGAAGAAAUUUGGAAGGGGCGAAGGGGAUUCUCAUAUUAGCCUGCUCUCGGAAAUAACUGAGCUUUUAGCUCAUUUCAGCAGCAUAGGAGAUUAUAUUCCAUUGCUUUAUUGGGUUGAUUGGCUCAGAGGUUUGAAGGGGAAGGUGAAUAAAGUAGCCCUCGAGGUUGAUGCUUUUCUGGAACGCGUUGUUAGAGAUCAUCAGAGUACUAUUGCUUCGGAUAAUGCUUCUACAAACAAGGACUUUGUAUCCAUUUUGCUUGAGAUUCAGACGCAGGAAAAAGAUACAGGCUUUUCUAUUGAUAAGGAUUGUACUAAAGCUAUUAUCUUGGAUAUGCUUUUCGCUGGAAUUGAAACAACAGCAACAACUUUAGAGUGGACAAUGGCAGCCCUGAUAAAGAAUCCGGAUAUCAUGUUUAAAUUGAAGAAUGAGGUCCGAGAAGUAGGCAAAGGCAAAGCAGAAAUAGAGGACUGUGAUUUAGUCAAGAUGGACUAUCUGAAAGCAGUACUGAAAGAGAGCAUGAGACUUCACAUGACAGGUCCACUGAUACUUCCUAGAGAAGCAAGGCAGGACGUAAACGUGAUGGGGUAUGACAUUAAAGCCGGGACACGAGUACUCAUCAAUGCCUGGGCAAUUGCAAGAGACCCUUCUGUGUGGGACAAGCCAGAAGAGUUUCGGCCUGAGAGGUUCUUGAAUAGUCCUAUCGACUACAAAGGCCUUCACUUCGAGUAUCUUCCCUUUGGAAGUGGGCGGAGGGCUUGCCCUGGGAACCAUUUUGCAACAGCCAUUAUUGAACUUGCAAUAGCAAAUAUAGUUCAAAAGUUUGAUUUUGAAUUGCCUGAUGGAGCAAGACUGGAGGAUUUGGACAUGACUGCUGUCACGAACAUCAAUAUUCGAAAGAAAUCUCCUCUCUUGGUGAUUGCCACACCACAUGUUUAAUCACUCAAAAUCUCCUGCUCAAGACUGCACAAUAACAAUAGGGAAUGAAAAUUUGGAGAAAUUUUCUCUGUUUUAAUGUCAAAAUCAGCAUCUCUUUUCUCAAAAUCUAUGUAUUCCUCGACAAGAGAUCAGAUAUCACCUUCACCAUUCAAAUCUGCAAAAUCAUGAACUCUGUAGUUUUGGAAUUAUUGUGCUUAUAUGAUACGUUUGAUGCU
Molecule: messenger RNA, 1917 nt
Organism: Daucus carota subsp. sativus
Lineage: Eukaryota; Viridiplantae; Streptophyta; Magnoliopsida; Apiales; Apiaceae
Product: angelicin synthase-like
Exons: 2
Coding region: 194-1702 (502 amino acids)
Molecular function (GO): oxidoreductase activity, acting on paired donors, with incorporation or reduction of molecular oxygen; heme binding; iron ion binding
Source: RefSeq, a predicted model, not a curated record